Messenger RNA from Micropterus salmoides (largemouth bass), 1542 nucleotides. RefSeq lists its product as uncharacterized. Lineage: Eukaryota; Metazoa; Chordata; Actinopteri; Centrarchiformes; Centrarchidae. The record is from RefSeq and is a predicted model, not a curated record. Bases 217 to 933 code for a protein of 238 amino acids. The transcript is spliced from 7 exons.
CAGAAUCUGCAGGACCCCCAGACCUGGACUUACCAAGACCACCAGAGCUGACCCAGACCAUCAGGACCCAGACCAUCAGGACCGACCCAGACCAUCAGGACCCAGACCAUCAGGACCGACCCAGACCACCAGAGCUGACCCAGACCAUCAGGACCCAGACCAUCAGGACCCAGACCAUCAGGACCGACCCAGACCAGCCAGCUGAGUAUUUCCAGGAUGUGGGUGUUUCUGAUAAUGGUCUGCCUGCUGGAUCAGAACCAGGCCUCCCCGUUACCAUGGGAACACAGUAGCCUUCAGCCCAUCCUCCAACAACAAGCGGACCAAACCAUGCCUUCUGCCGUUCCUGACCAGCUGAAAACCUCCUCCUCUUCAUCCUCCUCCUCAUCAGCUUCCUCCGAGUCCAGCCAGAGUUCAGAGGGUCCUCAACAGCUGAGAGAACGGCAGGCGCUGGAGAACGCGGCUGUGGAGCAGGUGGACUCCGCCCAGGAGAGCUCGGAGGUCCUCCAGCCUGCCAGUAACAGCAGCAGCACUCUGUGGCUCCAGGAACUGGUUUCACUGGGAGGGCGAGCGGGCGAGCGAGACGGAGAGAGAGACACCUGGGACGACGACAGCAGAGAGCGCCGACACCGGGUUCUGCAGCUGACCUCUCAGAGCCUCCUGAGUCCACCUCGACUCAAUCUCACCGAAGACCAGGAUGCCGCCGGGCCGGGCGAGGCCACCGGAGACCAGGGCGGGGCCAUCACAGAGGGGGGAGUGGCGGAAAAUGAAGUGGGCGUGGCAGCAGGAGAGGAGGGCGGGGUCAGAGGGGAAGAGAUCGACUCGGAGUUUCCUCACCUGUUGGCCGACGGCUCAGAGAGGCCGAACGGGCUGACCUUUGACUCCCACGAUCAGGGCCGCCGUGGAAACGAGGCGGAGCUAGAGCUGGGGCUGUAACUGAGGCCACGCCCCCUGUCGACGUCAUCAAUAACCAAUCAGUGACCUGAUUUCUAACCAGUUUACUAACAUCACACAGUUAUUAAGUGUGUUAUUUAUAAAACAUCAGCAUCCCCUUCAGACGGCGAGCCGAGCUGUGACUGCAGAGAGGAGACGCAGCGCCUCCGUGGUCUCUAACCGAUUCCUCCCGUUUUCACAUAUUUACACUGACUAUUUUACCAAUAAACACUCAUAAAAGAAGAGCCCAUAAAAUACAUAACAGGGAUUUGAACUACAGUAAGAACACUGGGAACAUCAAGCCUCGCCACGGUGUUAGAUUUCCAACUCCAGUUAAGUUAACACCGUCUUAUCCACCGUCGCACUUUAACUCCAGUGUAGCGGUCGGUUUGUUAAAGUAGUGAAACUCUCCUCGUAGUGCACCAGGUCUCUGGCGCAGGAACAAACACAGUAAACCUGAUUUCUGGUGUAGAAAUAUAAAUACAAAAACAUUUUACAGGACGAGUUCACUGAAGAAAACAACUAACCUGAUUAACCUGAUCUUUGUGUUGCUUCAUAUUUAAGCCUCAGACACGUGUGUCCUGUCUGUUAAUAAAGUUUCUUUCUCCAGUU